Molecule: messenger RNA, 333 nt
Organism: Gongylonema pulchrum
Lineage: Eukaryota; Metazoa; Nematoda; Chromadorea; Rhabditida; Gongylonematidae
Source: the annotation of a GenBank genome assembly
AUGCGAAAUGCUGGACAGCAUGAACGAAGAGUAGUGAAAAUGGGCUCCUUGGCUUAUGGAGAAACCGUGACCGACGAACUGGAAGCUCUAGUGGAUCGUAUGUGCUAUCUUUGCAUGGAUCGAGCUGGGAGCGUGGCGAUGCGUGUAAACUGUGCUCGUUCCUUAGCACUUUGUUCUUUCUUCGGAAUAGCGCAUUUUUCGCCAGUUCUAUCAUCGGUGGAGGCGUUGCGCUCUGUUUGGUUUGAUACAAAGACCAGUACCUAUUCAUCGGAGCUGUUCUGUGCAGCCGUAUCAGGAUGGGCGCUGCUGGUUCAUCAAGUAAAAAUUCAGUGA